Molecule: messenger RNA, 585 nt
Organism: Prunus armeniaca (apricot)
Lineage: Eukaryota; Viridiplantae; Streptophyta; Magnoliopsida; Rosales; Rosaceae
Source: the annotation of a GenBank genome assembly
AUGAGGGCUGGUGAGAAUGAGCCAGGCCCUGUGGGUCGCCGCGUCUUUGGAGUUAGCCGGCGUGUUGACAGACCUACGGGUACGGGUGGCCGAGUAGCCAGGCCCCAGUGUGAGGUCGCACGCGUCUUUGGAUUAGCCGGCGUGGUGACAGACCCCGUACGAGGCCGGGUGCGUCCCGUCGAGCCAGGAUUGAUAGGAAAGAGCUACGUGUGGCUUGAUCCCUUAGUAGGACACCACUUAGGUGGUUUUAUCGAGUAUGAUGCGGACCUCGUGGUUGGUCCCGAAACUUGGGUUGAAUUGAGGCUUGUCCGGUGGACUGAGCCGGAGGCCAUUUAUGUGGAAAUUUUGGGGAAUGUUCAAUUUACAGGGGAGACUCUGCCGAAAUUUUGGCAGAAAGUCUCGUGCCCUAAAUCCUCUCUGGUAAAAGAGGACAUAGUUUUAAGGAGUGAACCCGGCGUGGGUGUGAUGCCGGGGUCUCCGCAGGGUUCGUCUCGGGUUCCGGGAAAUUCGGGACGGGUCCUGUCAGCUUGGUAUCAGAGCUUAGGUUCAAUUUCUUGUGGACCCGCACCUUGUGUGCAUCCUUAA